This is a messenger RNA of Moneuplotes crassus, 1009 nucleotides long. The record is from the annotation of a GenBank genome assembly. Lineage: Eukaryota; Ciliophora; Spirotrichea; Euplotida; Euplotidae.
GCCCCUUAAAAUUUCAAUAGAUCACCUCUAUGAAUCAGGAAUCUAUCGUGGCUUAAAUCAGAUCGAAAGGAAAGACAUGGCAGAGCAAAGGAAGAAGCCAGAGGAAAAUUGAUCACUGGAAAGCUCAUGCUGAGUAGAAAAAUAAGAGAAGAAGAGAAAGUGCAGAAUAAGUCUCUAAUGAUAAAUGAAACUAUAUAUUGAAGAGUAGAGUGUGGAUAAGAUCUAAUAUUAGAGAGUUGGAUGAUGGGAUACAUGUAAAGAAGAAGUAAAAGCGUUGAGGAAGCCUAAUGUAUCAAGUCAAUUUUACCUUAAAAUUCAAGAUAGGCCCAGCCCUAAUUUGUUUACAAAUUUUACUCCAAGAAAUUGAAAGUAUUAUAUUUUAAAGGACAUCCAGCUUUAGAAAGAGUAAGUAACUAUACAUGCUUGAAGAUUAAAACUAACAUUUUUUAUCCACAAAAUUUAGUGGCAAUUUAACAUUUUAUCUGAAGGAUAGCUGCAUGAAGAGAAUCAAACAUUAUCCUGAAUCUCUGGUCUAAGGAAACCACAUUUUUAUUUGUUUAAUUUCAAUGGCAUUUGGAGGAUUGCUGUCUAAAAGUAAUUAUUCGAGCAACAUUCCUAAGCUUUAAUCAGGUGUUAUGUAAACAACUAAUUUAUAUCAUUAGGAUAAAUAUUUUGAUCUAUCAACCUCUAGUCAUCUUCAAUUUUUGCUCAAAAAUAGUAAAUGAGAAUUAGACAUAAGAAUGGUACAUUUCCUCGUAUAAAAAUUGAGCAAUCUACCAUACUACUUUACAUUCACAUGAAUCCAAAAUUCUACUUUAUCAGCUUGAAGAGGCUUCUAAUACGAUCUCCUAAUGUUAGAUUCUGAAGGCCUCAUUCUCCUCUUCAGAAUCACCAAUUUGGAUGCAUACUGGUUAUCCUAAACGAAGUAUUAGCACCCUUCUGGCUCAGUAAGCCUGCCCAAAAACCCCGGUGAGUUCACUUAAAGUCAAUAUCUGUUUCAAUAUAAGCC